Molecule: messenger RNA, 1770 nt
Organism: Erpetoichthys calabaricus (reedfish)
Lineage: Eukaryota; Metazoa; Chordata; Cladistia; Polypteriformes; Polypteridae
Gene: nit1
Product: nitrilase 1
Exons: 6
Coding region: 238-1215 (325 amino acids)
Molecular function (GO): hydrolase activity, acting on carbon-nitrogen (but not peptide) bonds, in linear amides
Source: RefSeq, a predicted model, not a curated record
AUGUUCUUUGGGUUCUGUAGCUCCCAAUUUACAUAUAACCUUUAGUAUUAUUUAAUAAGUAAUCUCCUGCUCCUUGAUCGAAGUUUAAGUAUUACACAGUUCUAACAUUAUUAUCUAACUUAGGCAUUCAUUUUGUAUGUUAAUGUUUAACAAAGAGCAAGCAAAGGUUGUGAAUUUCUUCAUUCUCUGAUUUUCAAGCAGGGUUCAUUACAUUUUAACAGACUUUCCAAACCACAGAUGUUAUUGUAUAUAAGUAGAUGCUGUUUUCGAAACGUUCGUUCAACGACAUUUCACCUUAAGGAAAUUCAGAAAAGUGUGCUGAGGAUGUCUUCAUCAUUGAUGACUACAAGUUCGUGUAAUCCAAUUGCAGCAGUGUGUCAAGUGACCUCUACAGCUGACAAGAAUGUUAACUUCAGUCUUUGUCAGGAGCUGGUACAACAGGCCCAGAAAGAAGGAGCCUGCAUGGUUUUCCUUCCUGAGGCCUUUGAUUACAUUGGAACAAAUCGUGAGGAAACUCUGCAGCUCUCUGAGACAUUGGAGGGAGACACAAUUCAACGUUACUCACAGAUGACUAGGGACCUAGGAAUCUGGGUUUCUCUUGGUGGAUUUCAUGAACGAGGGCAUACAUGGGAAACAGAUCGAAGAAUCUACAACAGUCAUGUGAUCAUCAACUCUGAAGGGAGCAUCAUGGCAGUGUACCGAAAGUGUCAUCUAUUUGAUGUGGAACUACCUGAGAAAAAAGUGUCACUGAGAGAAAGUGCCUUCACUAUUCCAGGGCCAAAAAUACUUGAACCCCUACAGUCACCAAUUGGCAAGCUUGGUUUGGCUAUUUGCUAUGAUGUGCGGUUUCCAGAGCUUUCAUUGGCACUUAUGCGACAGGGGGCCGAGAUUUUAACGUAUCCUUCAGCUUUUACAGUAGCAACUGGAACUGCUCAUUGGGAGGUUCUACUUCGUGCUCGUGCGAUUGAGACACAGACUUUUGUAAUUGCUGCAGCUCAAGUAGGCAGGCACAAUUCUAGCCGUACCUCCUACGGCCAUUCUCUAAUUGUGGAUCCUUGGGGUGACAUCAUUGGACGCUGUGGAGGAGAUAAACCAGGCUAUGCAUUGGCAGAAAUUGACUUGAACAAGCUGAGAAGAGUGCGGACAGACAUGCCUGUCCAGAAACACAGGCGGGAGAAUGAACUGUACCUCAAUGACUGGAAGCAACACUUAUGAAGUAAUAUGUAACAUUGUGUUGUCAUUAAAUGACAUAAUCAAAUGCAAUUUUCGGAAUUACUCAGAAGACUACCACGGUUAACUUUCAAAUGUCAACUUUACUCAAUUGAAUUUUUCUGGAAAAAGGUCAUUUAUCGUGUUAAGAAAAUUUAAUGCAAGCAAAGAGCAUUGUCUCCACAUAUAAUGCAAUAUAGCAGGUGUAAGCCUAUAACUCAACUGUGCCUCCAUUUUGCUUUCUCAUACUUUCAGUUGGUCAUCAACUAAUAUAUUUCACUUAUUUCUGCUGUGUAUGUUCAACUCCGUAAAGAAAUCGACUUACCAGUACAUGUUUCAAAUGAUCCAUCAGAUAAAUCCUUUGUAUUUAUGGGUAUUGAUAUAAAGAGUAAAUAUUAGUAAUUUACAGCAGCACUUGUGAUAUCUCUAAAGAUAGGUUUGAAUUCUCUUAAAUAUGUUAAAUUAUUUCUUGAUGAGUCUUACCAGUGUUGUGUGACAAAGAUGGAAAAUCACUCUGUUACUGUUUUUGGUGUUUCUGAGUAAAUGCUCUCCUUGACAUUC